AUUGUGGACUACUCACCAAUUCUUGAAUGUAAACCGGACUUCACACCCCUACAACACAUUUUUACGAAGAAAUAUCUCACCCACCCAAGUUCCACAGAAGUAGAGGAAUCUUAUGUGGCUGUGGUGAUGGAAUAUGGAUUAAAAAACGACCCGGGUUUAUCCGAUUUCGAAAAUGUUUUAACUAAUACAAGAGAAUGCGUAUUCCAAAUUGGACAAGCUAAAAACGAAUCAAAUGCCAACAUCAUAGUUUUUCCAGAAUACGUUUUAACGACUCCAAAUUUACCCAACAAUUUGGAAAAUAUUAGCACCUAUGUUCCGACUCCAGCUGAAGAUGCCUCACCAUGUAUGCGAGUAAGGAGUCCAUAUGCAGAUUUUCUUGUUCUUAUAUCUUGUGCUGCAUUUCAACAUCAAGUUUACGUCGUCAUAAAUGUUAUCGAAAAAGCCAAUUCAUCAACCAACUCUAUAAUUUAUUAUAAUACUAAUGUAGUUUUUGAUACAAGAGGUGCUGUAAUAGCAAGAUAUCGUAAAAUUAAUUUGGUUAACGAAGACAUGUUCACGCCAGGCGAAGAAGUUACGGUAUUUACAAGCUUCGGUGUUACAUUCGGUCUUUUAUCAACAGCCGAUAUUCUGCACAAAAACCCGUUGGAAACGUUAAUGAAUGACCUUAGAGUCACCGACCUUAUCUACCCAAAUUCUUGGCAUUCUGAAACGCCAUUCUUUAAAGGUCUUUCGUUACAAGACGGCGUUGCUAAAAAAUAUGGAGUUAAUCUCUUAGCAUCGGGAUAUAGUGAUCCAAGAGACGGCAUGGGCGGUUCUGGUAUUUUUCUAUCUGAUGCUUCAAUCGGAAUCAUUGAUUUAUCAUUAAUCACUACGCAAACCAGAUUAGCAUCAAGAGUUAAUAUUAUACCAACGAGAAUGCCAGCUAGCGUUUGUGAACACAAUGUUAAUGUAAUCCCAAGAAUCGGUGGACAACCUCCCACCGUAGAUAAUUUUGGAUUAAAUUUCGAAAACAUGGAACUUUACACUUUCGUCGAUUUGGAACUUGGAGUAAAUGUGACCACCAGUGAAGUUUGUAGCGAAGGAAGUGAUUUUUGUUGCGAAUACGACAUCGCCUUUAAUUCUCCUUUAACAAAUACCAGCACAGUUUACAAAGUUGCCGCUUUUUAUGGUAUUCGAUCGAUGAGCAAUCCACUUUCAACGUUAGGAGUAAGAAGUUGCGCUUUGGUGGCUUGCCAAAAUGAUAAUUCAUCAUCGUGUAGUAUGAGACCAUCGGCUUUUAACGUAGAGUUCUCAAGGGUUACCAUAAAAACUCACGUUCCAACGAACCAAGAUACUUUUUACAUACCAUCGACUCUUAGCAGCUCUUUACGUCCUUUAACUUUGUACACUUAUUGCGAGGGAGAUAUAGAAGAUGGGCAAGUUGAAAUUGCAAUGACCAUAGAGAGAGCUAAUGAUAUCAUGGCUUUUGGAAUAUUUGGGCGAGUUUAUAAUUUGGAUGGUGGGGAAGUUGGAAGAGGUUUUGGAUCAUUUAUUAAAGCAUUAACAAUGUUGAUUUUUUCAUCAAUCGUCGCUGCGUAUUUAAUGUAAUUUUUUAUUGAAUAUUUAUCAUUAUCAUUUUUGUCAUUUAAAUCAAUAAAAAUUAAGUAUGCUUAGUAAUGUAGAUAAACAUUUAAUUUAGAAAAUAGGCGCCAAAUGCAAAUAUAAUCAAUUAGUAAGUUUUAGAUUAAAUUUUUUUGUAUUACUAAAGUUAAAUAA
Molecule: messenger RNA, 1755 nt
Organism: Onthophagus taurus
Lineage: Eukaryota; Metazoa; Arthropoda; Insecta; Coleoptera; Scarabaeidae
Source: RefSeq, a predicted model, not a curated record